AGACUAGAAAAGAUAAGGCCUCUCUUCACUGCCUGGAAGGGAAAACAAAAUACCCUCAACUCCGCGUUGAAAAAAAUCUUUCUAAGAACUUUCUUCAGAGAUUUUACUCCUAAUAACAUCUUGCUGAACUUAUAUUCUGAGAACACAUCUUGACCUAAAAGGAUAAAAUUGAUGCUGCAGAUUAGCAUUAAAGUGAAUGGAAGAUAGAUGAUUUAUACAAUGAAGAAAGAACAGAUUUUUUGGGUGUCUGUGUAUCUACUGCUUGAUUGUGCCUCUGCCCCUCUUAGUGCUGUCCUUGAAACUGAAGAUUAUGCAGAUAUUACAGAUGUCGAGUUGCCGCCACUGAAACUUCUACAUUCAUUUUGUGCUUUGAAACCGGAUAAUGGCCCAUGCAGAGCCAUGAUUAAGCAAUUUUUUUUCAACAUCCACACUCAGCAGUGUGAGGAAUUUAUGUAUGGGGGAUGUGAAGGAAAUCAGAAUCGAUUUGCAACUCUGGAGGACUGCGAAGAAAAAUGUACAGAAGUUUAUCCAAAGACUAGGACAAAGAUAAAAUUAGAAAAAGAAAAGCCAGAUUACUGCUUUUUGGAUGAAGACAGUGGACUCUGUCGAGGCUAUAUGACCAGGUAUUUUUAUAACAACGAGACAAAGAAAUGCGAAGAAUUCAAGUAUGGCGGGUGCCUGGGCAAUCAGAACAACUUCAUGUCACUGGAACAAUGCAAGAGCACCUGUGAGGACUUAGCGCACGAUCUUCAGUUGGAAGAAUCUGUGCAGAAUACGGUCAUAUCUGACUCUACGGAUAAUACACUACCCAUUAGUUCUGGGGGCAGCAUGACACCACUUGAUUUGACAAAUAACGUAACCCCGGUUGAUUCUGUGAAUAAUGACUCCGUCGCUCCCCAGCCUACCGAGGCUCCCAGCUUUUUGGAAUUUCACGGUCCUUCCUGGUGUCUGACUCCAGCAGACAGAGGAUUGUGUCACGCCAAUGAGAGCCGAUUCUACUACAAUUCCGUCAUUGGGAAAUGCCGCCCAUUUAAGUACAGUGGAUGUGGAGGGAAUGAAAAUAAUUUUACUUCUAAAAAAGCAUGUCUUAGGGCUUGCAAGAAAGGUUUCAUCCAAAGAAUAUCAAAAGGAGGAUUAAUUAAAACCAAAAGAAAAAGAAAGAAGCCGAGAGUAAAAAUAGUGUAUGAAAAAAUUUUUGUUAAAAAAACAUAAAUUUUGUCACAUUAUUGUAUCAGUUCUAAAUAUUCUGGAUGAAACUUUCCGCUAUAUUUUCUUUCCCAAAAUCCUUUUAAUGAAUAUUUCCAUGAAUUUUCUAUAUACAUAUUAACCACUAUUAAUAAUUAGUAUCAGAAUUAACUUCUUUAUGUAAUCAAAGUGCAUAUCCAGGGGCUGAGUACUAUGAAUUUACUUACUCUCUCAAUCCCUCUCUAUUUCCCAUUGACUACAAGUUGUCAUAUUACUGACCACAUCCAAUCAGUCCAUUUUUACAUUUGGUAUCAGUUGUUCGAAAAUAUGGUGUCAUUUAUUUGUUUUGAUGAUGUAGAUGAUGAUCUCCUUUAUUGCCUACGCACAGAUUAAAAAAUAUAGCCAUUAAAGAUCAAACACCCUUUGGAUUUCACAUCUGAAAUGGUGACAAGCACUUUCUUCUCCAAGGAUUGGUCAGUUGAGCGUUGAGGGAGAGCUGGUGAUAGUACAACCCAUCAUGUGCCUCCCUCCCUGGACAUAUCUCUUCUCC
Molecule: messenger RNA, 1735 nt
Organism: Lontra canadensis (Northern American river otter)
Lineage: Eukaryota; Metazoa; Chordata; Mammalia; Carnivora; Mustelidae
Gene: TFPI
Product: tissue factor pathway inhibitor
Exons: 9
Coding region: 208-1212 (334 amino acids)
Biological process (GO): negative regulation of peptidase activity
Cellular component (GO): extracellular region
Molecular function (GO): serine-type endopeptidase inhibitor activity
Source: RefSeq, a predicted model, not a curated record